Scomber japonicus (chub mackerel) is the source of this 1707-nucleotide messenger RNA. RefSeq names its product FAM161 centrosomal protein B (gene fam161b). Lineage: Eukaryota; Metazoa; Chordata; Actinopteri; Scombriformes; Scombridae. The coding region runs from base 1 to 1707 and encodes 568 amino acids. Gene Ontology annotation, cellular component: cilium. Gene Ontology annotation, biological process: cilium organization. The transcript is spliced from 9 exons. The record is from RefSeq and is a predicted model, not a curated record.
AUGGCGUCAUUUAAUAGCACAGAUCAGAAGAAUAUGUCGACGCUAGAGACCUUGCAGGAGGAUGGGCUCAGAUCAGAGCUGAUGCUCCAGCAGCAGCUCAGUUCCUUGCGUGAGGCCCUCAAACAGCAGCUGCAGGAGACAGAGAUGAGACAGAGAGAGGAACUGGACAGGAGGAUUCAUCACAACACUCUCCUUUCAAAAGAUUUGUCGAGUGAUAAAAAUGAACCGACCCAUCAGACUCAGUCUGUAGGACUGAGAAGAUCCACCUCUGCACCUGCCCUCCCAUCUGACAAAGUCUCAAAUCAUCCCAGACAGUUAGAGAGGCCCAACUCAUCUGCUCCUGCCUGGGUAUCUUCAUCAAACUGGAGGCAAUGUUCUGGUGGGACCUCCAAGCCAACCAGGGCGCCACAGUGUGAAGGUGCACCUUUAUUUAAAACAUCACGGCAGAGGAAAGAGGCUGAAGCUGAGGCAGAGUGCAAGAAAAAGUUCUGUGCUCUUCCUGUCCCCGACCAUGUCAGCCUGCCCCUCUAUCGGGAGAUGGUGGAGCUGAGAGAAAAAGAGAGGAAGCAAGGCCAUGAGCAGAGGAAACACUUCCUGCUCUCUGUACAGAAACCUUUCAGCUUCCAGGAGAGAGAGAAGGAGAAGAGGGAAAAGAUGAUGGCGAUGGUUAACGAAGUCUCACAAGAUCAAAAACACAAGACUGCCUCUGCUGGGAAAUCUCCUCACAAAAGAGUGAAAGACACAGACCAGGAACUAAGCAGCAAAGUCCACGCUCAGACUACACUAUUCGAGAAUCCCACUGCCUCCGGGGGGCCGAGACUUCGCACCGCUGAGCGCUCCAAAAAGGAAAAGCUGGGAUUCCUGGAUGAGAAGCCGAGCUUCCACCCCAAAAUCAUCCAUCAGGUCCCUGAUUUCAGCCGACUGCACAAAGCCUUGCAGACGGAGGUGCUGAGAAAACCAGAGAUUAAAGACGUGACCAAGUGUCAGCCCUUCCACCUGAGAACAUCGGCACUUCCUGCAAGGCAAAGUAGACUGAGCCUCGAAAACUCAAAGGUGGCAAAUAAAAGUAAUCUUAGAAAAAGCAAGUCAUUCGGGGCUUUAACAUCACUUUCCACUGACACAAUCCCGACAUACAUCACAGACGCUACAAGAAAGCGCGGCAUGGCCAUCAGAAAGUCAAUGGAGAUGAGGGAUACUAAGAAUCAAGAGAGUUCAGGCUGGUUGAGAAAGUACCAACAGAGGUCUGAAGCCAUGAGGAAAACAGUUGCCCUCCAUGCAAAACUGCUGGACCCACACAACAGCUUGAAAGAAGUUCAUAAUGAAAAACUGCAACACCACCGGGAGUCUGACCAAAAAAGGAUGAAAGAGUACAUGAAAGAGUUACGGGACAUGAAGGCACGAGUCAGUGAACGCCCCUAUUUGUUCGAACAGGUGAAACAGAGAAAUGCAAAGGCUAAUGCAGAGAAGACGUACAGGAACAAGCUAAAGAAAGCUGGGAUACAAGAGCAAUUCGUUGAAGAAAAUGGAGAAGCAGAUGAAGGAGCCUCAACCUCAUCCAGAUCUGAAGAUGAUACAGAUGGGAAUGACCACAGCAGAGAAAAUGACAUCCAUAGUGGCUAUGCAGAGGAAGAAAACGUAGACGACGGGGAGAAAAUUGAAGAUGUGGAAGAGAAGAGCGUGAAGUCCAAAGGGGAAGAAAUGCCAUGA